UACUUUAGACUGUUCCACACUUUAGUUGACCUAAAUAUGGCUGCGCCCAUGUGGGUUCUUCACGAGCACUAAAUCCUUUUGAGACUUGUGCCCAUGGUGGACGUGUCCAUUAUACUACCAGUUUACAAUGCAGAAAAGUGGUUAAAUGAGUCCCUGCAUUCCAUAAUAGACCAGAACUUUGAAGGAACCUUGGAGCUGUCAGUUUUUAAUGAUGGAAGCACUGACAGGAGUUAUGAAGUGUUAUCUCAAUGGAGAAGCAGGCUGGAGGCCAAAGGCAUCAAAGUAAUCCUUGGGGGACACAGUGAAACACAACCCAAAGGAGUUGGAGCCGCCAAGAAUCACGCUGUGAAACAAAGUGCAGGGACAUAUCUUUGCUUCUUUGAUGCAGAUGAUGUAAUGCUCAAGGAUAGAGUUCAGCAGCAAUACAAAGCAGCAUUAGCUCAUCCAAAAUCUUUAAUUGGAUGCCAAUUUUACAGAGAACCAGCAAAUUCCACUUCAAGGUACACAAAUUGGGCCAACUCUCUUUCUCAAGAUCAGCUGUUCCACCAGGCAUAUACCUCCCAUGGACCCACAGUCAUCAUGCCCACAUGGUUCUGUUCAAGAGCAAUGUUUGAAGAGAUCGGAGAGUUCAGUGAAGCAGGAAAGGGUACUCCAGAAGACCUCAUCUUCUUUUAUCGCCUACUUGAAAUGAAUCUUGGGCUGUAUCGUGUUGACCAGUGUCUACUGAUGUACAGAUAUCACCCAGAGGCUACCACUUUCUCAGUGCUAGAGGAGACCAUAUGGAACUUGAGAGUGUCUGCCUUGGAGGAUCAAGUAUUAUCUAAGUGGUCUGCCUUUACUAUCUGGAAUGCAGGAAAACAAGGCCGGAAACUCUACAGGUCUUUACAGCCACACAACCAAAAUAAGGUUCUAAUGCUGUGUGAUGUUGAUAAGAAGAAAACUGACAAAGGAGUCUACACUUAUGAAGAAUCCAAGUGCAUCCCAAAACCAAAGAUUCCAAUAGUUCAUUUUACUCGGGCAAAACCACCCUUUAUUAUAUGUGUUAAGCAGGACAUGACAGGAGGACAACUCGAGGAAAACUUGGCAUCACUUCAGUUGACAGAAGGAAAGGAUUAUAUUCACUUCAACUGACUUAACAUAUUUAAGUCCAGAGGCUGGUCUCAUGGACUUACUAAAUUUUUCAUAGACUAUGCAUGAAUAGGAAUGUAGACAGACCUCAUUUCAUGUAAAAAAAAAAAACAACAAAAAACAUUGAAUAUUAAGUGUAUCUGUUUUAUGGCAAAAGACAAUUUUGAGUAUAAUUUAUUGUAUGAGCAUUUUCUCAUUUGUAUUACAUACAAGAUUGAUUUUAUGAAUAAAUAUUUAUUAACAUA
Messenger RNA from Lingula anatina, 1373 nucleotides. RefSeq names its product queuosine-tRNA galactosyltransferase. Lineage: Eukaryota; Metazoa; Brachiopoda; Lingulata; Lingulida; Lingulidae. The record is from RefSeq and is a predicted model, not a curated record.